CACUCUAGGGGAUCAUGAACAACAACUAGUAUAAAAAAGAGAGUGUAUUUGGGAACUGGAUGAUUUAAUAGCACGAGUUCUAAAUAAAGAAGAAAUAAACCAGAGGGACUACAUAUAUAUGGACAGAGAUUUAACUUAAUUUAUACCAUGCAUAGAGUAUACCCGAUUAUACAUACCUGUGGUUGAGGUUAGUUUUAAAAUACUAAAAAUUUAAAAAAACAAAUGUUUGAAGAUUGAGCUCCAUUAUUUAAAAAGAUUGAUUUUCUAAUUAAAUACUCGUAAAUUUACACAUUACUCGUAAUUUAUUCAUGCUCAUAGCUUUCUAAAAAAAAAAAGUAUUCAUGCUCAUAAUUUAUUAUCACCUACCAAACGGGUUAUUAAUUAACCGUAAGCUGCAAGAUUUAAAAGUCGUACCUAAAUAACGAAUAAAUAAGGCAAAGGCUACGGGGGAAACUAUAUAACUAAUCCAACUUAAUUUUCGCUCUCCUUCAAAAACUAGCCUGAAAUCCCUUCACUUGGUUUUUGCAGAAAAAUCCAAAUUUCACGUUUUUCUGAUGAAAUUCAAGUUUAAACCUUGGCUUCUAAUUCCUUCUCUUUCAUCUGAUUAUGACCUCAGAAAACAUGGGAUCGACUUCAAAUACAAGUAUUGCUUUUAUGAAAAAUGAUGUAAGAGAUAGGUUGAGUGAAUUGCCUGAUGAUAUACUGGUGCACAUUCUUUCAUUUCUGCCAAUUGUAGAUGCUGUUAGAACCGUCUCGAUUCGCAGAUUUGGUAAUCUUUGGACUUUGGUUUCCUCCCUUGAUUUUAAAGACACUGAUUUUUUUAGAGCAAAAAAUUGGCCUAAUGCAGAAAGAUGUUUUCGCUUUACCAAUUUUUUGUGCAAUGUGCUAAGGCUUCACAAAAAGAAUCCCAUUGAUAAAUUGCUGCUCCGUUUCUGUGAGACGAAUGUGUGUGAUAUUUAUGAUACAUUAUUAAUCACGGAUUUGAUUCAUUGGAUGAGAUUAACAAUGCAGAGACAAGUCAAGGAAUUAGAUGUUCGACUUGAAUAUGAUGUUUAUAAUGAAGUUAUACCUCACUGUGUCUUCAGAAAUCCUUUUCUUGUUAAGCUGAAACUUUAUCGCUGUCAAAUUCAAGGGCCAAGUAGAGUCCAAAUGGGAUGACUAAGAAAAUUAUCACUUAACUAUGUUAAGGUGAGUAAUGAGAUGUUCAAGCAAGUCGUAUUUGGAUGCCCUUCUUUACAAGAGUUGGUUCUGCAUUAUGCCUUUGACUUGGACGUGGUGCGAUUUACUGCUCCAAACAUUGAAAAUUUACAUGUUGAAUCCGAUCAUAUCAGUGUGCUUGAUUGCCCCAACCUGAAGAUUCUAAAUGUUCACCUUUGUUGUAGAACAAGGUCAAAUCUUCGAGUGGUUAAUAUUCCAUCUGUUCGUGAAGUUCAUAUCCGAUCUACUAACCAGUUUGAUAAAAUUGUGAACAAUAUUUGUAAAGCUGAGGUUGUCAAAUUUUCAGAGGAAGCUUUUCGGCAAUCAAAUUUGAAGGAGUUAGAUAUUCCACAAACUAGAUGGAAGCGUUUACAUAUUGAGUCACGACUUAAUGAAGAUCAGCUCAUAGGUAUAUUGAGAGUCUUGAGAAGUUCAACUCAGUUGGAAGAACUCAUAGUAUUCUCAACUUCACGGAGGAAUAUGCAACGAGUUUCAGGGAAAACACAUGACCAUCAUUUGUUCUUCGAAGAGCUCUCUUCUCUUCGUGUGAUUCCACAACUCAAAUCUGUCACCCUGCACGGCCACAAGGUACUUUCUCAGGGUCUGCAUCGACUAGCAGAAUUUUUGCUUAAGAGUUGUGUCAACUUGGAAAAGAUGGUAAUGGUAGGAGUUGAGGAGCAUAAGUUUGUGGAGCAAGUAUGUAGCUUUCCAAGGGCCUCCGCAAAUGCAAGGGUAAUCUGUGAGUAGGAAGUAUACAAGUAGCAGCUGCACCUUUGCACCUCAGUUUUUAUUUUGGCAUUCAUAUUAAAAAUGGCGGUUAUAUUAGUUGAAGGCAGAAGUUGCGGCCUUAAUAGCGCUGUUUGGUGUUGCUAGCAGUGAUUAUAAUGAUGGGUCACAUUAUCUUGUAGGACUUGUUGGUAUAGCUGGUGUACUCUUGCCUGAUUAGGAUUUCUUUGGUAGAGGGAUCUCUAAGUGGACUCAACCCUGAAACUUUGAUGAUUUUAUUGAUGUUUUAAGUUCUAGGUUCAAAGCUAUGUGUUGUUUAUUUUUCUUGCAUACUACAGUCUCACAAAAAAUAGGUUAUGUGCUUCAUGAAAAACAGGAGUGCCUUGAUUGAUUCAAUUGCAUGGUUAUGCAUUUAUUGAAUUCAAAUUAUUUUAUA
Chenopodium quinoa (quinoa) is the source of this 2359-nucleotide messenger RNA. RefSeq lists its product as uncharacterized. NCBI's taxonomy places the organism in Eukaryota, Viridiplantae, Streptophyta, Magnoliopsida, Caryophyllales, Amaranthaceae. The coding region runs from base 1201 to 1944 and encodes 247 amino acids. The record is from RefSeq and is a predicted model, not a curated record. The transcript is spliced from 4 exons.